Messenger RNA from Kockovaella imperatae, 578 nucleotides. RefSeq names its product putative ubiquitin-60S ribosomal protein L40 fusion protein. The record is from RefSeq and is a predicted model, not a curated record. Gene Ontology annotation, molecular function: structural constituent of ribosome; ubiquitin protein ligase binding; protein tag activity. The coding region runs from base 62 to 448 and encodes 128 amino acids. NCBI's taxonomy places the organism in Eukaryota, Fungi, Basidiomycota, Tremellomycetes, Tremellales, Cuniculitremaceae. The transcript has 7 exons. Gene Ontology annotation, biological process: translation; modification-dependent protein catabolic process; protein ubiquitination. Gene Ontology annotation, cellular component: cytoplasm; nucleus; ribosome.
CAAUGCUCGAAUUCGGUUGUCAAGCUCGUUGUACCUGCAUAGUAGAAGACAAGUCUUCGCCAUGCAGAUCUUCGUCAAGACCCUCACGGGUAAGACCAUCACCCUUGAAGUCGAGUCUUCCGACACUAUCGACAAUGUCAAGUCCAAGAUCCAGGACAAGGAAGGAAUUCCUCCCGACCAACAGCGAUUGAUUUUCGCUGGAAAGCAGUUGGAAGACGGACGAACUCUUUCCGACUACAACAUCCAGAAGGAGUCCACACUCCACCUUGUCCUUCGUCUCCGAGGAGGUAUCAUUGAGCCCUCCCUCAAGGCUCUUGCCUCCAAAUACAACUGCGAGAAGCAAAUCUGCCGAAAGUGCUACGCUCGUCUUCCUCCUCGAGCCACCAACUGCCGAAAGAGGAAAUGCGGUCACUCUUCCCAGCUCCGACCCAAGAAGAAGCUGAAGUAGUGGUGUAGAGUCUAUUGUUCACAUACGGGGACGUGGACUUGUAUUUGGUAGUUUGGUAUGCAACCAGUCUACGCGUGAUAGGGUGUUUAAAAGGUUGAUUGAUCACGUCGGUUUAUGAGGAAGCUCCGCU